AGAAGGAAGUGAGAUGCUAAAGCUAGCUGCAGCUGAGUGUCCAUUAAGAGGAAAUGGAUCCUGGCAGCCAAUCAGACGGAAGAGUUUUCACUUCGAUCCUCAGUCUGAAGCAAAAGAGAAGGACUCACCUCCGGAUGGUUUGUCUGCUGAUGCUCCAAGUGGAGAAAGAAAGGAGGGAAAGAUGGAAGGAGGAAAGGAGGAGGAGCUUGGAUCACAAUCAUGGAAUAUUCUUCUUCCCAUCUCCCAGUUUGGACCAACAACUGUCCCCUAUAAGGAAACGACGAAGAUGAAGAACAAAGCUAGCAGUGCUCCAGUGAACAUGAGGAGACGUUUAUGGUCAUGGCAAAACUAUCUGAACCAGGAGAAUGCUGAAGCUGCUCCUCUGGCACUCUUUACCCAGUCCCAGUCAUAUCCCAGUAAGAAAAACGGUUUUAAAGUUGGGAUGAAGCUGGAGGGAAUCGACCCGCUGCAUCCUUCCAUGUUCUGUGUACUGACUGUUGCCGAGGUGAUUGGCUACCGGCUCCGCCUCCACAUUGAUGGCUACUCGGAGUGCUAUGACUUCUGGGUAAACGCAGACUCGCCUGAAAUCAAACCAACAGGCUGGUGUCAAGGCAACAAACACAGACUCCACCCGCCCAAAGGUUCUAGUGAGUCCGAGUUUGAUUGGCCACAAUAUCUUCAGUCCACUGGCGCUCAGGCGGCGCCCACAACCCUCUUCACUUGUCGCAUGGCCUCAUGUGACUUCCAUGUUGGGAUGAAGUUGGAGGCGGUGGACAAAAAAAACCCAGGACUCGUCUGCGUUGCUUCCAUCGCCGACGUCAUCGACGACCGCUUCCUGGUUCAUUUCGACAACUGGGACAACUCCUACGACUACUGGUGUGACAGAAGCAGUCCGUACGUCCAUCCUGUGAGCUGGUGUCAAGAACACGGGCGACCUUUGACCGCCCCGCAGGAUCACCCUGACCCUGAGAACUUUACCUGGGAGGAAUAUCUGCGAGAAACUGCGUCCAAGGCUGCUCCGAGAUCAGCUUUUACUACGAGAGGUCCACACGGCUUUCAAAUCAACCAAAGACUGGAGGCGGUUGAUAAGAGGAACCCCAUGUUGAUCCGUGUUGCCACGGUAACUGCAACAGAGGACUAUAGAGUGAAGGUGCACUACGACGGAUGGUCGCAUCAUUUUGACGUCUGGUGUGACAGCGACCUGUGUGACCUUCAUCCAAUCGGCUGGUGUCAGCGCACAGGACAUCCUUUGGAACCACCACCGGAGUGGUCCACCCCCUCUCAGGGCGCGUGUCCUACAUCAGGCUGCAGAGGAGUGGGACACAUCAAAGGACCCAAAUACACCGGACACCACAGUGCCUUCGGAUGUCCCUAUUCGGACAUUAACAUGCGUAAGGAGUUGGCGCUCCCUGACAGGCUUGGAGGUGUUGCUGUGCAUCACCAUGGCAACCAGUCAGAAGACAGGGGGAGUAUUGAGGUGAAGGCGGAGUACAGAGACUCUCCGCUGGCUCCUCUUGUGAAGAGAAGAAGAUUGAGUGACAGGACAACACAGGAUACAAAAUUGUUCUCAGUGAAACAGGAAGAGGAGGAGCUACAUCAUGAAGGCCUCGGUGCAGCAGCUCCAGAGUCCAGCCUGCAGGCCGUCCUCCAUCAGUCUGUCUUCCUGUCCUCUGUGACGUCUCAGCCGAGCAGCGAUCUGUCGCUAUGCUGGGAACAACACCGUAAACUCCUGCCAGGAGUCGCCGGAGUUCAUGCCAGCGCUGUGCGGCACUGGAGCGUGCAGCAGGUGUCGGAAUUUAUCGAGUCACUUCCUGGUUGUGAGGACUUGGCCAAACAAUUCAGCGACGAGCAAAUAGAUGGGCGGGCUUUCCUGCUGCUCACCCAGCGAGACAUAGUUAGAAUCAUGUCAAUCAAACUCGGCCCCGCGCUCAAGAUUUACAAUUCCAUCCUGAUGUUCAAACACGCGGAACACACAUCUCACGACAGGGACAAGAACCAAUCAGGGGACGUGGACGGGAACGAAUCAAACGACAUAAAACAAUCAUGUGACAAGGAUGACAGCCAAUCGCAUCAUGAGAAGAACCAAUCAUGUGACAAGGACAAGAAACUGUCAAAUGACAUAGCCAAAAAACAAUCAUGUGACACGGACAACAACCAAUCAGGAGAUGGGGACACAAACCAACUACAUGACAAGAAUGAGUCACAUGACAGCGAUAAGAACCAAUCAUGCAAUACGGACAAGAUAAAAUCAUGUGAUGAAGACAACAACCAACUACAUGACAAGGACAACAAUAAUUCACAUGACAUGGACGUAGACGCUCAACUUGUCAUGUAAUGCAUCUGUUUCCAUCCUGCUGUCAAUCAAACUGAAACCUUUGACAAUCUCAGGUGUUUAUAUGGCAUACAGAGCUAUAGUUGUAUUUGUAUUAUAUAUAGAAGGAGAUGCUCAUAUUUUAAAACACAAAUUGUGUCUGCUUUUGCUAUCCAAAAACCUCCAAAAAGACAUUCCUGUGUGCUCUUAGCUUGAUAACUAAAAUGGUGAAAAUGCUGAAGAUUAGCAUGUACACUGUUAGCUUAGUGUGUUAGCUUUAACUGCUGUUUUUUGAUUGUUUUCGAUUAGAUAUUUAUAUUUUUGCUCUGUAUUAUAUUCUGAAGAGUCUAUUUUCCUUCUUUAGAGGUUUCUAUUUUCCACCCAGAUACAUUUAAAUUUGGAUUUCCGUGUUUGUCUCUCAGACUCCGCCCCCUUGCGAGUCUCACGUCUGUCAAACUACCGGGGGCGGGGCCUUAAUGUCGCACGAGAGGGUGGUAUUGUAGCUUUAGCAUGGGGACUCGACAACACAGCUUUAGAUACGUUCCUCGGGUUGCUAUGGUUACGGACACCUUUAUAUAAUAUUUAUAUUCAUAAUUGUUACACCUGACAGUCUUUCAAUAAAUCUUUGGA
Molecule: messenger RNA, 2941 nt
Organism: Doryrhamphus excisus (bluestripe pipefish)
Lineage: Eukaryota; Metazoa; Chordata; Actinopteri; Syngnathiformes; Syngnathidae
Source: RefSeq, a predicted model, not a curated record